AUGCUCGCCCUCUCCAGACCUGAUGUGGAGAUCCUGGGCAUCAGCUGUUGUCACGGCAACACGCCACUGGAAAACGUCCUGGAGAACACUCUUAGGGUCCUGAGGGUCUGCGGACGCCUGGACAUCCCUGUAUACAAAGGCUGUGGUGUUCCUCUGUUGGCCCGUAAACAACAUGCCAGUGACUAUCAUGGUAAAGAUGGUCUGGGGGACGUCCCUGAACCGGACCCUCCCAGUCUGGACCUGCUGCAGAAGAAGCGAGGUGUGCAGGCCAUGAUCAAAGCAGUGAGAGACCACCCCCAAGAGGUGACGAUGGUGGCCACUGCUCCUCUCACUAACCUGGCUGUUGCUGUGCAGCUCAACCCGUCGUUUGGAGAGAAACUCAAGUCUCUGUUUCUGAUGGGAGGAAACGUGGACUCUCGUGGCAACACAACAGUGUGUGGUGAGUUCAACUUUGUAGCAGACACAGAGGCGGCCUACAUUGUGUUGGACAGAUUCACAUGUCCCACUUACAUCGCCUCCUGGGAGUUCAGCUGUGCCUCCAGCCUGCCCUGGUCCUUCUGUGAUGAGUGGUUGGCCCAGUGCACAGAGAAGGCAGAGUUUAUGAAGAAGAUCACAGCGGUCUCCAGAAACAGGGCACAGUCUGCAGAUUAUCUGAAGGAGAGCACCGCGGGACACGGCUUCAACUCCUGCGACUGCUACGCCAUGGCUGCUGCUCUGGACCCCACACUGAUGCUGCAGAACAUCGAGGUGUCUGUCUCCGUGGAGCUAGAGGGCGCUCACACCAGAGGGAUGAUGGUGGUGGAUUACAUGCAGCUGUUGAAGAAGAAACACAAAGUCUUCCUUAUGAAAAAGUUUGAUCUGGAGAAGUUCAAAGUGAUGCUCAUGGAGUCUCUCAAGUAA
This is a messenger RNA of Knipowitschia caucasica, 900 nucleotides long. The record is from the annotation of a GenBank genome assembly. Lineage: Eukaryota; Metazoa; Chordata; Actinopteri; Gobiiformes; Gobiidae.